Bombus huntii is the source of this 2989-nucleotide messenger RNA. It is a transcript of the gene ZnT77C, whose product is annotated as zinc transporter 1. NCBI's taxonomy places the organism in Eukaryota, Metazoa, Arthropoda, Insecta, Hymenoptera, Apidae. The transcript is spliced from 8 exons. The record is from RefSeq and is a predicted model, not a curated record. Gene Ontology annotation, molecular function: zinc ion transmembrane transporter activity. The coding region runs from base 683 to 2224 and encodes 513 amino acids. Gene Ontology annotation, cellular component: membrane. Gene Ontology annotation, biological process: detoxification of zinc ion; zinc ion transmembrane transport; intracellular zinc ion homeostasis.
GAGUGUCGAGUUUUCAUAUUGUAGGAGAAUCCUUGAUUAUUCGAACUAGUCGUGAACACAUUCUUUAGAUAAUCGAAUAAUUUUGUUUCGUAUGAUUUAUAUAUAUUUCGGACAAUUUUAUAUCACAUAUAAUAUAUAACAUAACAUUAUAAACAUUAAAAUAAACACUAAUUAUUACAUAGUAUAAGUAAAAUAAAAUUAUACUUCCUAAUUCUAUAAUAGUUUUAAUAUAUAUUAAGUGAGAGUAAAAAUGUUUAAAUUUAAAUGUAUCAAUGUAUCUGUGCAUUCUCUAUUCUUAUUUCUCAAUCUUUCUCAUUUGGGACCACGCCCAAAUUUUUCAUUAAUUGACGUUUCGAUAAUUAAUUGUUUCAUUUGAAGCCAAUCUGUCAAACCAUCUGAAGACAACUCAACCACGUGGCUUUGGCAAUCGCGUCGUGCUUCAUGUUUUUCUUUCGGUAUCGCGUGCGUGAUGAGUGUCACGACCACAUCCGUCGAUUGUGUCGUUUGUAGUCGUGAUAUAUGUACAUUUCUGUCACUUUCCACGAAUAAUCGAGAGUUUUAAAGAAUUUUUGAACACCACACAUACUUUGGAGAUAUUCAAAAGGAAUAUUACAAUCUUUCGUUUAAAUAAGUGUAGUCUGUGUAUAAUAGAGUGUAUUAAUGUAGUGUAUGCGUACAGAUCAUGGCUGUGAAAGAAUGGUUCAGAAGACUGCAGCCCGUCCAAUUGUACCUGAUCCUGUUUUUCACCACCGCUUUUUUUAUCGUUGAAAUGGUCGCCAGUCAUGUGACUCAUUCGCUCACGUUACUCCUCAAUGCCUAUCACAUGCUAUGCAACAUCAUAGCACUUGUUGGUUGUAUCGCCUCCAUCAAGUAUAGCCAUCGUCAAAGCAGCAUUAGUCACAGUGAAAAUAGCGUUUCCAGUUCCUUACGAAAUUCAGUAAUUCGCAUAAAUGGCGAAGAACGCGGUUCUACGACGUCUUUGUCGACGAAAACAAAGCAAUCACGAUCAGAUAGGAGGAUGAAGAAUACAUUUGGCUGGGCGAGAAUAGAUAUCGUUACGAUGCUUAUUUGUUGCGUUUUUCUCGCAUCUUUUUGCUUUUCUUUGCUGGUCGAAGCUUUACAAACUCUGGUGCAUAUAGAUCAUUUGGAUGAAAUGCACCAUCCGAUGCCUGUUCUCACAAUUGGCGCGUGUGGUAUCCUCCUUAAUGCUUUUUGUUACAUACUAAUUGGAGGAUACACCUUCAAUCAGGGUCUUGUUCUCCACGUUACAAUGAAUGGAGAUGUGAUACUACGACGGAACAGUUCGCAGCAAGGGAAAGAAGGCGAAGAACAGUUAUCCUCGCAAACUAGGCGAAGUCCUCUGGGUAUACCAAAAAGCCAAGGUCUACGAGAAACGUGUCGUGAUGCCUUGGGCUGUGUUUUUGUUAUUCUCGUGUCCAUUUUAGUAUAUUUUACCGAUUCUAACGUGGCCAAAUACAUCGAUCCGCUUUUCGCAAUUAUUUCAGCCAUUUCACUCUUCGCACUUAGCUAUUCAUAUAUGAAAGAAUCUGGACUGAUACUGCUGCAAACAAUCCCUAAUCACAUAAACAUUGAUUCUCUUAAGAGAGAAUUACUAGAAGCUUUUCCUGGUAUCGUGAACGUACACGACUUACAUGUUUGGCAAUUAACAGGGCAGAAGAUAAUCUCUACGGUUCACAUCAUAUUCUUGGAUCCAAUGGUUUAUGCCAGUAUUACCGACGAAGUAACAGCCUUUUUCAUACAGAUAGGAAUAACUCAAGUUACAAUACAGCCGGAAUUUUAUAAGUUGAGACCAAAUACGGAAAAAGCCGAUUGCUUGAUACGUUGUCAUGGCGAGCACUGCAGUUCAUCUCAAUGCUGCUCGAAAGAAAAAUUCAUCGAAGAUUCAUGUUCAGACUUAUCAACCAAACAACAAGCACAAUCCAUAAACAAGAAACUAGAAAAAAAGCAGGUUAUUCCAGCUUCCACAAACAUCGAUCUAAAAAGAUUUACUAUCUAUGACGAAGAAGGUUCAAAAUCAUGUCAAUCGAACGAAAAUUUGCCUGACGGACGUUCGUGCCAGCAGGGAGAUGAAGAUACAUACAAUAACAAAGAUAAAGCGAUUGAUAACAGUCUUUAUGCGAUAAAUGUAGUAAAUGUUAACGAUGGAAAUUGUGUUUCGUGUAUUACGAGUCACGAUGAACAGAAUUUAGAGAUAGUAUCUUAACUUUUAAUCCUGCUGGAAUCUGCGAAUUUUCAUAUUUCAAUUGUAUUUAUAUUGAGUGAGAAAUCCUGCAUACCGAUCUGUGUAUUUUGUCCAUACUGAAAACAUUUUUUAACAUUAGAAAUAUAAUUAUUGAAUUUUUAGUUAAAUGAAUUUUUAAUUGAUUUCGUUUAAUAAAAUUUAAUUUAAUAUAGAUAACUAUGAUAAAAUAAUUAAUUUAAUUGUAUAUUUUACAUUCUCAAUGAUAAAUAUUAAUACGAGUAAUAAAAUAGGAUGGAAUUAGAAAUUUAAAAAUGAGGUGAUCUAAUUUUAAACAGUUAUGGCCCUAAUGACCCAAUCUUAACAAUCAAUGUUGAUUUUCAAACGAGUUAUAUAUAGAGGUGCGAGGAAGUUUCCGGCAAAAUAGAUUUCUCACUCUAUGGUCCAGAAACAAUAUUUUAAUAAAUAUUACUAGACAUCCCCAAAAGUUUGUAGCGUUUCUGAUAAUAAUCGAUAUUAAGUUCUACUUUAUAUUUCAAUAGAAUGAAAGAAGGUUAUUUACAAUGGUUAAGAAAAGUAUUUUCAUUUAUUAAUAUGAACAGAAAGACUGGAAACUAGUACUAAAGAAGCACUUAGAAGCUACUGAUUAUGUAUUUCCAUAAACUGAAAAGUACGAGGAAUAUCAUAAUAAUGCAAUGAUGUUAUAAAUAUUAUUUGUUUAAAUUUACCUUGGAAUUUAUCACUAUUUAUAUGAUAUCUGUAUACAUAACAAAUAAAUUUAUGAAAAUA